Messenger RNA from Psilocybe cubensis, 630 nucleotides. RefSeq lists its product as uncharacterized. Gene Ontology annotation, cellular component: HAUS complex; cytosol. Gene Ontology annotation, biological process: spindle assembly. NCBI's taxonomy places the organism in Eukaryota, Fungi, Basidiomycota, Agaricomycetes, Agaricales, Agrocybaceae. The transcript is spliced from 5 exons. The coding region runs from base 1 to 630 and encodes 209 amino acids. The record is from RefSeq and is a predicted model, not a curated record.
AUGAAUCUCACAGAAAGCCAAGUUUUGCAUCUUCCACCCCUUAUAGACGGAGAUGAUGUGUCUACAGCACUUGAAACCCUUGUCCAAAUCACUCAGGCCUUGGAUAUUCCAGAUGCAUCAUUUGCUCAUUAUUCGUCCACGAUCGAUGCUUUACAUGCGGAAAGACACGCCCUCAUGCGCUCAUUACUCAGAUUGCAGGGAGUAGAAGAUGCACUGAAAGAUUAUCUUGCUUCGCUCAAACUCGAACUCAAUUUGAUAAAGCGCUGGAACGGGAUUCUCACUUCUGGAUCUCCUGACAGCAUAUACCAAGACACGACGGCAACUUUAGAGAAGCGAAAGGAGGCUUUGGUCAAAAAAUCGAAAGAACAUUAUCGGGAAUUGGAAUCUUUGCAGGCCGAGGUCCCACUCAGCAUACCUAUUUCCAUUAACAAAUUGCUCACACAAAAAGAGAAGAAUCAACUUAAAGAGCGUGAAAUCAGAGAAAAACGAGCGAGGAUCAAAGCAUUUCAAGGUCUCCCUCCUAACCUCGAGUUGGCGCGGCAUGAAUUAAAGCAAGCCCGUCGGCGACAGACUGAAUUGACGCAACUUCGAGAACGGCUACUAGCUAAAAUGGCAGAUGGAUUGGCGUAG